GCCUGAAUCGAACCCGUCCGCUUCUGCUCCGGCCAGCCAUGAGGGUCCUCGCGCUCCUCCUCCUCCUAUGGAUCUCCACCGCCGCCGCCGCCGCCGCCGCCGCUGCAUCCAGUCAGCCGCUCGAGACCCUCGGCAUCCCUCCGCAAGAUGAGGCGUACUACAGGGGCGGCGUGAUCAAGUGCAGGGACGGAUCGGGCAAGUUCACCAGGGAUCAGCUCAACGACGACUUCUGCGACUGCCCCGACGGCACCGACGAGCCAGGGACAUCUGCGUGCCCAGAGGGGAAAUUCUACUGCCAGAACGCCGGCCAUUCUCCAAUCACCAUCUUCUCGUCGCGAGUGAAUGACGGGAUAUGCGAUUGUUGUGAUGGGAGUGAUGAAUACGGUAGCAACGGCACUUGUAAGAAUACGUGCUGGGAAGCCGGCAAGGCGGCGAGGGAGAAGCUGAAGAAGAAAGUAGCUACAUAUAAAAGCGGUGUUGUUAUUCGGAAUCAGGAAGUUGAGAAGGCAAAAGUGGCACUUGCUAAAGAUGAAGCAGAGUUAGCAAAACUGAAGGGCGAAGAGAAGAUACUCCAAGGGCUUGUUGACAAGCUCACAGAGCAAAAGAAAUUAAUAGAGAAGGCAGAGGAAGAGGAGCGCCUAAUAAAAGAGAAGGAAGAAAAGAGAAUUAAAGAAGAAGCUGAAAAGAAAGCUGCUGAGGAAAAGAAAGCAUCUGAUGCCUCUCAGGAAGCAGAUUCUGAGGAUGCUAAUGGGAAUGAGCAAGAAGGUGAAAGCAAGGUAUCUGAACAUCAUGAUGGACAUGUCACGGACCAUGACAAUCAUUCACCAGAAGGCAAGACAUCUGUUGUAGAGCAUGACAUUACAGCUGGAACUAGAGAUGAUGCACCACCGGAGACAUCUGCAGUACCUACAAAAGAGCAGGACCCUACUUCUGUCAACACUGAAGGUUUAUCAAAGGCGGAAUUGGGCCGUCUUGUAGCUUCUCGCUGGACUGGAGAAAAUGUAGAUGAUGUUGGAAAAGGUGAUAAAAAGGACCAUGAUGACGAGUUUGAUAUACCAGAACCUGCAGAAGCAGCACUUGAAGAUGAGCAUGAUAUACCAGCACCUGCAGAAGAGAGUUAUGCUGGCUAUCAUUCGGAAGUUGAGGAUGAUAGGCACAAAUACGAUGAUGAAGAGUUAUCUAAUGUAUCAGAUGAUGAAUAUGUUGAUAAUCAUGAAGAACCUGACGAGUCUUAUAAAUCUGACGAUGACCAGAAAAGUGAUUACCAUUCAGAUUUAACUGCCUCAGAGCAAGCAUCAUGGCUGGACAAGAUUCAGCAAACUGUACAAAAUGUUUUACAAAAAUUCAACUUUUUCAAGACCCCUGUUGAUUUAUCAGAGGCUUCUCAAGUUCGGAAGGAGUAUGAUGAUGCCAACUCGAAGCUGUCCAAAAUUCAGUCUAGGAUAACCUCUCUGACAGAUAAGCUAAAGCAAGACUUCGGGAAGGAGAAGGAGUUCUAUUACUUCUAUGACCAGUGCUUCGAAGGCAAGGAGGGCAAGUAUGUUUACAAGGUCUGUCCAUACAAGAAAGCUUCACAGGUUGAAGGGCACAGUUCCACUAACCUGGGGCGAUGGGACAAAUUUGAAGAAUCCUACAGAAUAAUGCACUUCUCAAGCGGAGACAAAUGCUGGAAUGGCCCUGACCGAAGCCUGAAGGUUAGGCUCAGAUGUGGGCUGAACAACGAGCUUAAUGGAGUCGAUGAGCCCAGUAGAUGCGAGUAUGUCGCCGUACUGUCAACUCCUGCACUAUGCGUUGAAGAGAAGCUGAAGGAGCUGCAAAAGAAACUCGACACCACGUCCUCGGACCUGCCCGGCCACGACGAGCUCUAAGUUGUCACAAGAAACAGCGACUCCACUACUGCAACCAUAACCAUAUACGAAAGGCUAAUGAGGAGUACAUGGAUAGAAAAAGCCUGGAACUGGAGACCGAGCUUGUGAGUGUAGCCUCGAGGUUACCGCCAGAGCAGCGCUAGUUUGGCUAGGGAGGUUCUAUUUUUGAGCGAUGUGGUCUGAUGGUUGAAAUUUUCGCAUCAAUCCUGAUUUUCUGCCAGUAGAAGCAAACUGCAAAUGGACAUCUUCCUUUGACGUUUUCUCUAAUUAUUUAUCUAGGCCACAUCUGAAAGAGACUAGCCUCCUGUCUGUAACAUAUCAGUCAUUCAUAGUGUUUCUGAAUUGUGCUGGAUGCUUGCUCUGGAUGCAACUUCUGUUACGCACUAUCGCUAAGCAUUUCUGGAUG
This is a messenger RNA of Lolium rigidum, 2274 nucleotides long. RefSeq names its product glucosidase 2 subunit beta. Lineage: Eukaryota; Viridiplantae; Streptophyta; Magnoliopsida; Poales; Poaceae. The record is from RefSeq and is a predicted model, not a curated record. Gene Ontology annotation, biological process: N-glycan processing. The transcript has 16 exons. Gene Ontology annotation, cellular component: glucosidase II complex. The coding region runs from base 39 to 1868 and encodes 609 amino acids. Gene Ontology annotation, molecular function: protein binding.